AUGGAGAAAAGGAAGACUGAUAUAGCAAAUCAACCAGGUAUAGGUACCUCUGUGCUUGCUGACAUCCAUGCUAUUUCAGCACAGAAAGAAGCAAGACUGACAGUUGUGAAAACCCUUGAAGAGUUUGACUUGGGCCAUGCCGAAAGGUGUGUUAGGAUAAACUCUGUGUCCAGCGGUCUUGCAGAAGAAGAUCUAGAGGUGCUUUUGCAGUCCAAGACUCUUCCUUCAAGCAUGAUGCUGCCAAAGGUUGAAAAUGUUGAAGAAAUAAGAUGGUUUUCAGACAGAUUCUUACAUCACCUAAAAGGCCGAACACUUGCAGAACCAAUGAAUUUUAUCCCCUUUGUGGAAACUGCAGUGGGCUUGCUCAAUUUUAAGGCUGUCUGUGAAGAAGCGCUGAGAAGAGGCUCCCAGGUUGGCUUUCAUUUGGAUGCAGUCGUCUUUGGAGGAGAGGAUUUCCGUGCCAGCAUAGGUGCAACAAGCAGUAAGGAAACUCACGACAUUCUAUAUGCCAGACAAAAAAUAAUAGUCACAGCAAAGGCAUUUGGCCUUCAAGCAAUAGACCUUGUUUACAUCGAUUUCCAAGAUGAAGAUGGGCUCCGCAGGCAAUCAAGAGAAGGUGCCGCAAUGGGAUUCACUGGUAAGCAGGUGAUUCACCCCAACCAAAUUGCUGUUGUCCAGGAACAGUUCUCUCCGAGCCCUGAAAAAAUAAAGUGGGCGCAAGAACUGAUUUCUGCUUUUGAAGAACAUCAGCGAUUAGGCAAGGGAGCGUUCACUUUCCGCGGGAGCAUGAUCGACAUGCCAUUACUGAAGCAGGCACAGAACAUUGUUACGCUUGCCACAGCCAUCAAGAAAAAAUGA
Molecule: messenger RNA, 858 nt
Organism: Mesitornis unicolor (brown roatelo)
Lineage: Eukaryota; Metazoa; Chordata; Aves; Mesitornithiformes; Mesitornithidae
Gene: CLYBL
Product: citrate lyase beta like
Exons: 7
Coding region: 1-858 (285 amino acids)
Biological process (GO): regulation of cobalamin catabolic process
Molecular function (GO): (S)-citramalyl-CoA lyase activity
Source: RefSeq, a predicted model, not a curated record